Molecule: messenger RNA, 736 nt
Organism: Paraglomus brasilianum
Lineage: Eukaryota; Fungi; Glomeromycota; Glomeromycetes; Paraglomerales; Paraglomeraceae
Source: the annotation of a GenBank genome assembly
AUGUUUAGAGACCUUGAAAGUUUACAAUUACUCCAAAAAUUAGCCCAAAAAUUAAAAUCCCAACAAAUUGGCUUUUGGAUUGAAAAUCAAGACUGCUAUUUAUGGGAAAACACCUUCCAUUACUCUAAUAAGAUAAAAGUAGGUGAUUUAUCACUUACCAAAGAGAAUUAUUGGGCUAAAUUUAACCAAGAACUAGAAAAAGCAGCCCAAGAACAGGAGAAAAGAAGCAAUUUUUUAAACACUAAAUUCCAAGAAAUCUCAGAUAUAGAACUGAUUGAAGAAUUAAAAAAAAGAACCCAACACCACGCCAUUAAACUGAGCAUGUAUUCCGGGAACGACACCAUUUUUGUUGAAGUAUCAGCAACACUUAACCGCCUAUCAAAAACAAGACCAAGAAUUUUAAAAAUUAUGCCGAAAUCCAAAAACCCGCAAAAGCAAAUUGAAAGAAAACUGAAUAAAUUACAAGAACUAAUCGAGGAAAUAAUUGAAGUCCAAUGGAUGAAUAUCACUCCCAAAAAGAUGAAUAAAAAGCAAACUGAACAAGUUUUAAACUUCCCGCAAAUCCAAGCCUUAUGCUUACCUCCUUCUAGUCUCCACUUACCCCAACGCCAUGAUAAACUCUUAGAAACUGUUCUCUUAAUGGGCUAUCUCGGCUUGCGAGUAUCCGAAGCCAUUAACUUUACUUGUCAACAAAUUUCAGUCGAAGAUAAAUCUGCUUUUCUAGUCAAUGGCAAAG